AUGACCAUCAUCGGUGCUGGCUUUGAUGACCAGUCCUUUAGCAGUGACGACAGUAAUUACCACCACAUUGCCACAGACACAGAGACUGUCACAGUCAAAGGCUUGUACUUUCAAAGUGCUCAGCUGGUCCGGGAUCCAGAGGCAUUGUGCCUCGAUCCUUCCCAACAUGCCCUCAUUAACGUGGGGGGCAUCCGGUACACCUUCCCCUGGAGCACCCUGGAGGAUGUCCCACAGAGCCGUCUGAGUCGUCUGCGCUUCUGCACCACUCUGAAGGAGAUAGCAGAGUUUUGUGAUGACUAUGACGAGGUGCAACAUGAAUUUUUCUUUGAUCGUGACCCUUUAGUCUUUCGGGCCAUCUUCAACUUCCUGGCAAAAGGGAAGUUGCGUCUGCUGCAUGAGAUCUGCAAUGUGGCCCUGCACGGUGAGCUACUGUACUGGGGCAUUGAUGUACAACUGAUGGAGCCCUGCUGCCGCCAUCGCAUGAUAUCCUCUGUGGAGGAAGUGGCCAAGCACCAGCUCAAGGAGGAUGCGUGGCUUCAGAAAAGGAGGGCACUGAGGGCCCCCAGGAUACAAGGCAGCCUGUUCUACAUGCUGGGAGAAGUAGUGGAGAACCCUCAUUCAGGUUUAGCAGGCAAAGUGUUUGCCUUCCUGUCUAUGAAUAUGGUGGUGGUCACUGUAGUCAGCCUGUGCUUCAGCACCAUGUCAGACCAAAUGGAAGAAGCCACGGGUAAAUGCUCCCAAAAGUGUCGCAACAUGUUCAUAGUGGAGUCUGUUUGUGUCGCUUGGUUCUCCUUAGAGUUUCUGGUGAGAUUUUUUCAUGCGCGGAGCAAGCUGGAGUUUUCCCGUAGCCCUCUGAACAUCAUUGAUGCUGCUGCCAUCUUGCCCUACUACAUCUCACUGCUUCUGGAGCUCAGGGAUGAGUCUGUACACAAUGUGGUGGCCGGUGCAGGAAAGAGCAGCCUAGAUAAAUUGGGUCUAAUCCUGCGUGUGAUGAGGGCCCUGCGUGUCCUGUAUGUGAUGAGGCUGGCCCGUCACUCUGUGGGUCUGCAGACCCUGGGGCUGACUAUCCAGCGGAGUAUGACAGACUUCAGCCUGUUGCUCCUUUUCAUUUGUGUAGCUGUGACUCUCUUCUCCCCGCUGGUAUAUUUUGCUGAGAGUGAGCUGGCUCCGAAUGCUGCGAGAUUUCCCCAGCUCAGCUUCAGCAGCAUCCCAGCGUCAUACUGGUGGUCCAUCAUCUCUGUAAGCACGGUGGGGUACGGAGACAUGGUGCCCCACAGCAUCCCCGGCCAACUAGUGGCACUGAUCAGCAUCUUAUCAGGGAUCCUCAUUCUGUCCUUCCCUUCUACCUCUAUCUUUCACACGUUCCAUCACACCUACAACGAGCUCAAGGAGGAGCACAGGAGGCUGUGGAAAGAAGAGAGGGGGGCUGAGCUCGCCACCAAGGCUAAAGAAAAAAUGAAAGAAAGAGAAACUUGGCCUGAUAACUGGCCAGAAACUGAUUUCUUACCUGGUCUACAUGAUCCUCAUUACCUUUUCAUGGAAGAUGUUACAGAGCUGUCUCAGAACAACAGUCAUCAGCCUCUUUUUUCUUCUGCUACUUAG
Messenger RNA from Larimichthys crocea (large yellow croaker), 1602 nucleotides. RefSeq names its product potassium voltage-gated channel subfamily G member 4. The coding region runs from base 1 to 1602 and encodes 533 amino acids. Gene Ontology annotation, biological process: protein homooligomerization; action potential; potassium ion transmembrane transport. Gene Ontology annotation, cellular component: membrane; voltage-gated potassium channel complex. Gene Ontology annotation, molecular function: delayed rectifier potassium channel activity. The record is from RefSeq and is a predicted model, not a curated record. NCBI's taxonomy places the organism in Eukaryota, Metazoa, Chordata, Actinopteri, Sciaenidae. The transcript has 2 exons.